Molecule: messenger RNA, 4127 nt
Organism: Xiphias gladius (swordfish)
Lineage: Eukaryota; Metazoa; Chordata; Actinopteri; Istiophoriformes; Xiphiidae
Product: putative helicase mov-10-B.2
Exons: 23
Coding region: 240-3116 (958 amino acids)
Molecular function (GO): 5'-3' RNA helicase activity; RNA binding
Source: RefSeq, a predicted model, not a curated record
UUUGGCCCUGACGGCUUCAACACGCUUACUUUCGUUUCUCCCUGUCGACCGGCGCGCAUCUGGACUGCCUGGAAGCAUAAAAGCGAUCGGCUGUCUGCGGCAUUUCCUCUGUGAUGCAAAUGUUACCAAUGCGGUCUAUGAUAUUACCCAAGUGUUGAAGGGUGAUAUAUCCGUCUUCGGGCGAAUAGACCGGACGUUUUCGUGUUUGAAUAACUCUGGUCUGGUAUUGAUUUUUGAUCAUGGUUAAUAUGAAGUUCAGUUUAUGGAGCCAAAUUGGACUCCAAUUCUUUGAGUUUCUGAAGGAGAAUAAUCAAGCAUCCAUCGAAGACAGACUUCAACUAAAACGCAUUUACACUGACUUCAGGGGAAGGAAUGCAGACACCAAAUGCCCAAACUUUGGUUCAGUUCUCUAUGCCCUGAAAGUGUCCGGCAAAAUAACAAGACGAGGAGACACCAUUCGGUUUAACUCCGAGGUCAGAGGUCUUUAUGAGGACCAGUGGCACACACCCAGGGGCCGUCAGCCACAGGCUGUGCGGAACGGGGUGGCCAGUCCACUGCCAGUACAGACCUUCACCUCCCCAGAUGCAGCAGAGACGGGAGUUCGAGACCGAAGGAACUUGGCCAGAUGUCUGCUGGACAAACUGGAGACAGAUAGAGCUCAGUUAAUCUCUGACAAACAUGGUAUCUGUAUCACCUCCGAGCACCAGUUUGAGAACGGGAAACUUUGCUUGUGCGUGGAAGACACAUAUGAGUACAUGGUAACUCUGAAUGUACAAAACACUGGAACAAAACCUGUGUAUUUCAUGUACUACACCCCACUGUACUGGCCCGAAUUCUUAAAUCUGGUGGAUGAGCACAAAGUGACCAAAGCAAACCCUCUGCUACUUCAACCAGGUGACGGCUAUGAAAUCAAGGUUUACUUCUGCUGCAGAUGGGUUGGUUUCUAUUCAGCUACACUGGCAUUUGAAUUCAGACCAGACCUGCAGCCCUCCUCCACUGCAUUCCACAUUGUGCGCUUUAUCGAGGCUCAGUGUAUAACUUCCUUAGGACUGGAGCUGGCACCUACAGCACCCUACAAACCUCGGUCCCUCCCUGAAUGGAUCCCUAAAGUUAACUUCAAAACCAUGCAUGGGCAGCGACCUGAUGGGCUGUCAAAGAUGUGUCGUCAAAAUGCAUUUAAGCUAAAAAUGUAUCCAAUACCACCAUAUAUGAAAAAGCUCAUCAAGGCACUGAAGAAGUCUACUCCCCUCACUGAUAAAAGAAUGGUGUUGCUGGAAAGUCCCUUGAGCUGGGGGCACUACAGGGACAAGUUGCAGCUGCUGCUGUAUCUGGAGGAGCUUCAGAAGGAGGUGGACAUCAGGAGAUACAACAUCCCCAACAAUGAACAAAAACACGCUGUCAUGUCCAGAGACAAGGUCAACAAGACACUUCUUGUUCUGGAGGUACCUGGUUUGUCUGAGAAACGCCCCUCUCUGCUACAAGGAGAUGAGCUACUGGUUUGUCCCAUAGGAGAAACAGGGGUGAAGUACCGUGGCUACAUCCACAGUGUGGAGCUGGAAAGCGUCAAACUGAGCUUCAGCCCAGAAUUGUUGGAUCACUUUGUAGACAGCAUGAAGUUCAGCGUUGAGUUCUGUUUACACCGCCUGACUCUGCGUAUUCAGCACAGAGCAGCAGAACUGGCAACUAAACACAGACUGGGAAAGGUGUUGUUCCCUGCUGCACCCUCCUACUCCCCUCAGCAAACUGAGCUUCCCAACCUCAGGCUGUUUGACUCGCAGCUGGAGAAAAACCCAGAGCAGUAUCAAGCAGUACAACACAUCGUAGCUGGCUCGUCCAAACCUGCCCCUUACCUGGUGUUUGGCCCACCUGGAACAGGCAAAACUGUGACUCUGGUGGAGGCCAUUAAGCAGAUAGAGAAGACCCAGGCCUCCUGCCACAUCCUGGCCUGCGCUCCCUGCAACAGUGCUGCUGAUCUGCUCUGCGAGAUGAUUCUGGUCCACGUGGAUCGGCAUAAAGUGUACCGCAUGUACGCCAAUAGCUGUGACCCAAAAGGUGUCCCUGAACGGUUAAAGGAAUGCUCAAACCUGGAAGGGCAGAGUUACGAUCAUCCUCUUAAAAAGAAGCUGAUGGAGUAUAGGAUCAUGGUCACCACCCUAUUCACUGCUGGAAGGCUGGUCGUAAGAGGUGUUCCUCCAGGACAUUUCAGUCACGUGUUUGUGGACGAGGCAGGUCACGCUGCGGAGACUCAAUGUUUAAUACCACUAGCAGGGCUGCUCCAUGCAGAGACUGGUCAGGUUGUUCUGGCUGGAGAUCCCAAACAGCUCGGACCCAUUCUCCAAUCCCCUUUUGCACUGAAAUACGGCAUGGGUGUUUCCCUCUUGGAGCGCAUGAUGAAUGAUUUCUCUCUGUACCAGAAGGACGAGGGCGUGUUCAACAAUCGCUUUGUCACCAAACUGCUGCGCAACUACAGGUCCCAUCCUGCCAUUCUGGAAAUUCCCAACGAGCUCUUCUAUGAAAGAGAGCUGCUGUAUCACGCGGACAAAAAAAUGCGCAACUCCUGCUGCAAUUGGGAACACCUCCCGGAGAGGGACUUCCCAUUGAUCUUCCAUGGGGUCUCCGGUGUUGACGAGCGCGAGGCCAGCAGUCCUUCAUUCUUCAACAAAGCAGAGGUAGAGGUGCUGAUGGACUAUGUGAAGAAACUGCUGCAAACGCAGCCCAAGAAGGGCCAGAGUACCAUAUCAGCCGCAGACAUAGGCAUCAUCGCCCCCUACAGGAAACAGGUGCAGAAAAUCCGUAUGGCCCUGGAAAAAGUUGGAAACGACCUCAAAAUUAAGGACAUCCAUGAGCUUAAGGUUGGUUCGGUGGAGGAGUUCCAAGGUCAAGAGAAGAGAGUCAUCAUGGUGUCUACAGUUCGGAGCAGCCGCAAUUAUGAUUUUGACAAACAGUUCAACCUGGGCUUUGUUAGGAAUGAAAAGAGAUUCAAUGUGGCUGUGACUCGAGCCAAAGCCCUGCUGAUUGUGGUGGGAAACCCCAGAGUGCUGAACACAGAUCCUAUCUGGAACCGCUUCAUCCAGUACUGUAGCGACAGACGAGGCUGCACUGGCAUUUUUUUAUGAAGAAGAAGUAGAGGACGUGGUGGCGAGACUUGCCGCUCUCUACAUCGCGAUUGUGCCUCAAGUGGAGACUGCAGAGAGUGUCGUUCAGCAGCAACAUGACCCCGAGUGGAGGAACGAACUGUGAACAAAAGGAGAGCCCAAACUUCCGUCUUUAUCAAUUAAAGGGAUUCAUUUUGUUUCUAGUUGGGUAUAUUUCUUCACCAGACACCUGAAACAAAAGGUGCAUAAAAACCUUUCCACAUUUGUACUGAAAUUUUCCUGAAAGGGCUCAAUGGUACCUUUCCAUAUUAAAAGAUGUGUGACACAACCAGUAAUCACAUGGAAAAAAUAACAAAAUAAUCUUUAAUGUCAGGUUAUUGCAUUAUUGCAUUACUUAUAGAAAUUUUACCAGUGACCAUGAUGGAAAAGUUUGUCUUUGGCUAAUUCAGUGGGCUGCACUAACACCACUUUCAAACAGUUUUACGUGAAAGAUACAAAUGCUGUCAUUACCAAACAAAGAUUUCUAAAGUGUCCAUCUAUGGCUUGUUAUUCGACAGGUUUUAACGUUUCUCAAUCAUCACUGCUCUUUUACAGUCAUGAUGUUUUAUGAUGAUUUGUUGCUUUACUGAAACAACUGUACAGCAGGUUAAAUCCAUAUAUCGAGAAUAUCUAUUUUUGAAUGACAAUUACCUAGCACAGGUAUUUUUUUAUAUUUUAACCAAAUGAAAAAUGUGUAUAGCGUAUAUGUAUUUUGAACAGUUUGGUAUUUUCUGAAUUUAAAAAAAAAAAAAAAAAAAAAAAAAAAAAAAAUCGAAACUAAAAGCGCAUUCAUUCAAACCAGAGUUACAAAUAGUUUUGAUGAUUUGGAAUUUGUUGGUUUUAGUUUUCAGUGGAAGUGGGGUUUUGGUUUCCUGUUAAAUGGCAAAAAUUACACUCAGAUUCUAAUACCAAAUGGAAAUGAAUGUUAACUAAUUCCUGUCUGGAGAUAGAAAAACACAAAUGUAACAUGCUGUGAUUUACUUUAGAAAUAGU